Nannospalax galili (Upper Galilee mountains blind mole rat) is the source of this 642-nucleotide messenger RNA. RefSeq names its product ALMS1 centrosome and basal body associated protein (gene Alms1). The record is from RefSeq and is a predicted model, not a curated record. Gene Ontology annotation, cellular component: centrosome; centriole; cytosol. The transcript has 4 exons. Lineage: Eukaryota; Metazoa; Chordata; Mammalia; Rodentia; Spalacidae. Gene Ontology annotation, biological process: regulation of centriole replication.
AUGGUGCUAGUCAAUGACCACAUCAACUAUGAAAACAGGACCAACCUGGUGCAGCCUAAUUCCCUUAUUGUGCUGGCAGCACAUCAUUUGGUUUCUUCAGACUCUGUUUCCUCCACCAGUAGUUUCUUGAGCUUGAACUCUACUCUGUGUAAUGAGCAAAAUGUGCACAUUUUAAACAAGAGCAUACAAACAGGUAACUUUGAGAUUGUGACUGGUACCAAGAAACAUACCCAGGAUGUUGGGGUGACUUUCCCAACUCUAAGAUCUAGUGAGGCCAGAUUAGAAGACAGUGAUAUGACUUCUUGUCCAGAAGAAAAAGUCCAAGAGAAAAUGUUCUUUACCAGUUAUCUUGGUAACAAAAAGUUACAGAAGGACAAGCCCAAUUCCUGUGAAGGAGUCUGAUGGUUUGUUCCUGUGGAAUAUGUGAAGUCUAGAUCUAAAAAGGAAAACCUGCCCAAGGUUUAUGUCCCUGGCAUCACCUGGUUUGAACCACUAACCAAAACCAAACCUUGGAGGGAGCCACAGAGGGAACAGACCUGGCAAGGACAGUGCAUGGAUGGUCAGUGGUCACUGGGAGGCCCAGGUGGAGAUGGUGGCCACAUCCCACUGAGUCUGCUUGUGAGAGCAACCCUGCAGGUCUAG